AUCAUGCAAAACGCAAAACGAAAACAAGUUAGUGAUAAGUUUUUCCAAAUUUUUUUCACUCAAAGCAUGUGAUUCAAUGUGAUUUUUGAAGUAAUUAAUAUUUUCAAAUCCACGAACUAUUCCUGUAUUUAUGAUUUUGUGAACCUACGUAAUGCAACGAUGAACAAAUGUCCAAGAUUGCUGCUUCGUUUCUCCUCCAACUUGAUAAAAACCCACUGUAUCAAGUUAUCAGGAGGACUACCCGGCACAUUAACCAGAUACUCAUUAGCUUCUCAACCCAGAUACUUUUCCUCCGGAAAAGACCCCUCUCGAGACUUACAAGAUGAAUUCGAGAACUUCGAAGAUGACGUCGAACCGAACUAUCAAGACGUUAACGCAGAUGAGAUCACCGGAGGAGACCCAGAGUUGAUAAAAAUGCUAAAUCUGUGUCAAAUGGAAAUCAAUAUGCUAGCUCAAAGCGGCGCUCAAGUACCUCUAUCUCUAAAUACCGAGCAAUGGUGUGAACUGGUCAAAAUUCAAAGUAAAAUGCAACGCGUGAGAUUCCUCAAAUUCUUAUGGCUAAAGGAAAUUAAACGUAAAAAUCAUAAACGUAAAAAACUGAUAAAUCACGAAAAGUAUUUAGAAGCAGUAGCAAAUCGUGGUCCGAAAAAGCGUCGAGAUGAAAUUCCUACGAACGCUCCGAUGGUUUACGGAUUGAGCGAAACAUCUUUAGUACAUCGAAUACGCGAUGUUGAAAUGAAUCGAUUUUAUAAUUACAAGUUACUUCAAGCGAUGCAAUUCGGUCCGAAUAUAUUGGUAGAUUGCGGCUACGAAUCUUUCAUGAAUGCUAGAGAGUUGAAUCUGUGCGCUAAACAAUUAUUAUUCAUGUGGUCGGAGAAUCGCGAUUGUAAUUUUCCGUACCAUCUAACGUUCUGCAAUUUGAAAAAAGAUAGUCCAGUUUUGAAAAAAUUACGCAAGACACUCGUAGGUAUCGAUACAGAUCCUACGUUUCCUUUCAAUUAUACCGAGAAAAACUACACGGAGUUGUAUCCUAAAGAAAACCUUGUGUAUUUAACUCCUCAUUGUACCGAAACCCUGAAAUACAAUGGAAACGAUAUUCACAUCAUUGGAGCAAUGGUUGAUAAAUCGUACUGUGAACCGAUAUCUUUAGCUAAAGCUAAGAAAGAUGGUAUUCGUUACGCCAAGUUCCCAUUAGAUGCUCAUUUGAAUUGGAAAAUGGGAGUAAAAUCGUUAACGUUGAAUCAAUGUUUAGCAAUCAUGAACGAUAUUAAAGAUGGACGAGAUUGGCCAUACGCUUUUAGACAUGUACCGAGACGAAAAUUAGAAAAUACUUUAAUCAACGAAGCCACUAAAGAAAUAAGAGACACCAGACAUACAACUAAAUCAAUUAAAGAACGUUACCGUCGAAAUCUAGUCUACGAUUUACUUUUGCCUAACAAACAAAACUGAAGUUUCUGCAUCGAAAUGUAAUCUCGUACUUGUAUCGCUGGAAUUUCGAACCAACAAUUUUAUUGUUGUAAUACAUAUUUCAUCUUUUUUAUUACAGCUAUUUCUUGGAUUGUAGUGAAUUACUGUUUCAAAAAUUAUUAUUACUUGCUCUUCAAUUUUUAUUGAUGAUAAUCGAAUGUAGAAAUGUACAAAGAAAGGUAUUUUUACUGAAA
Planococcus citri (citrus mealybug) is the source of this 1661-nucleotide messenger RNA. Its product is annotated as mitochondrial ribonuclease P protein 1 homolog. Gene Ontology annotation, biological process: mitochondrial tRNA 5'-end processing; positive regulation of mitochondrial translation. Gene Ontology annotation, cellular component: mitochondrion; nucleoplasm; nucleus. Bases 160 to 1449 code for a protein of 429 amino acids. Lineage: Eukaryota; Metazoa; Arthropoda; Insecta; Hemiptera; Pseudococcidae. The record is from RefSeq and is a predicted model, not a curated record. Gene Ontology annotation, molecular function: tRNA binding. The transcript has 4 exons.